Molecule: messenger RNA, 3086 nt
Organism: Anguilla rostrata (American eel)
Lineage: Eukaryota; Metazoa; Chordata; Actinopteri; Anguilliformes; Anguillidae
Exons: 2
Coding region: 885-1211 (108 amino acids)
Source: RefSeq, a predicted model, not a curated record
UGAAAAGUUGUGUGCAUAAACUCACCGCAAGAAUGCAGGGCGUCAGGCAAAGGGAGUGCGCACGCAAACAGAAGGGCCUUUCUUACAGAAGGAAAGGGGGGAGUGUCACACACACAGCUAAGUGAAGGAGGGAGAGAGAGAGAGAGAGGGAGGAAGGGGGAGAAACAGAGAGGGGUGAGAGGGCUGCUCCAACAGAGUAAGCAGGUCCAGGUGAAAUGGAGAAGGCAGAGAAUACUCCACUCUCUCAGUCCGGGGAACGGAUCUAAGCCAGAAUCAGCAAGAACUUAAAGUACACACUGAAAUGCCCUCAUUCCAACCAGGUUUCCCAGACUCUGAAGAGAGGGGAUUAAAAUAGAGCAAGGAGGGGCCCCGAGAGAGCGCGAUCCUGAGGGGAAUCCGUCGCAUCUGAACGGGCCAUCUGCCUCCGCCGAUGCCCCCCGACCUUCCGGGCCCGCCAUCGGAAACGCCCGCCCCACAUCUCUCAGAAGAACCCCACCGUAAAAACGGCCCCUUCAGCUACCAGGGGGGAGGGGCAGACGCGUGUUUGCUGAAACACUUAACAGAUCCUCACAGCUUCAAGGGGCUUACCGGGAAACCUCCCAGCCCCAGCCUUUUCCUGCACGAGAUACCACCCUUCUGUUGGACAUCCUGUCGAAAAAAACAAAGUAUCGACGCUCGAAGUCUAAAUAAAAAAAACGAAGAGAAGUCAGCAUUAACGAUCAAGUGACCCGCACAAAUAUUUGCUGGUGGCGAUACUCGUUUUAUGUUUGGUUGUCUUGGAGACACCCGAGUACCUCGCCCCACAGGCUCCGCGUUCAGGAAACAGGCCCUGGCUCUGUCCAUGUAUGACCUCUAGGGGGAGCUGUGAGCAGUCACGCUGAGUCAUGAAGGAGGAGGUGCAGCACUUCUUCAACGUCACGUGGGGCUUCGUGGUGUCCAAGCACGACCUGGGCCUUUACAACACGGUGUGCCUGGUGGUGCUCCUGGCGCUGCCGCUGGUGGUCCUCCUGACCUCCCUGAUCGUGUGCUGCCACUGUUGCUGCUGUCGCCACGGCGGCGGCUGCUGCUGCUGCUGCCGUGGCGACCCCACCGGUAGCGCCAAACCCAACAAAAAGAAAAAGAAGGACAAGAGCCCCCAAAAUGAGGACCUGUGGAUCUCGGUCAAACCGGGACCCAUGACCCCGGACAGAAUGGCUCUGACCAUGGUGUAGCAGGGCAAGGCCUGAUCUAGACUGCUCUGUUUUAUCUAUUUAUAUCUGUUGCUUUUUUUUACUGCAUGGUACAUUUGAGGGUACGGACCUGUAGCCACAGUGCUAGCACAUUAUCCUCAGGGAGGAGACCCUGAAUGAGUUUGAAUGGGAAUCACCACAGUCGGCAUGGAAGUCUUUGGGAUACAGAUUGUGCGGUUAGUACAAGGCAAUGUGCAUGUGUGUGUGUGUGUGUGUAUGUGUGUGAGAGAGAGAAAGAGAGAGAGAAAGAGAAGGAGAGAGGACAUGCACAUAGGUGUGUAUGUAUGUAUGCACCUAUAUGUGGGGAAAAGGUAGCUUAAGACCUUGAGACAAUGAUGUUGGGAUGUGUUCAAGGAAUGCCAUAUAUGUGCUUAGUGCUUAAAUGCUUGGUGGUGACUUAGAGAAAGCGAUCGUCUCAAAACGGGUCAACCGGGCUUGAUCCACACUUCACACUCGCAGCACUUGUACAUUUAAAGCCCAUCCUGAGAAAUACGUGUGCUCAAAAGACAGAGUAGAUUUUGUCAAACGUUUUUGUCAUGCUCAGUAUUAACGGACGCCCACAGUAUUUAUAAGCAGCUGUCGCAGAACCUUGUUUAUAACUCAAAGCGAGCCGUUGUCUGUUCCAAAAGGAAACGCGGGGGCUUGUAAAAUAAUUUUAACGUUAGAGCCGCUUGAGUUGACUUCACGACAGCGUCGCAUGUCGCAUUUCUAUCCCGGAACUCUUUCGUGUUCGUCAUUCCGGGAGCAGCGCGGAACAGAAAGGAGUUCGGCUCGUUGCGCUAGGAGCCGUAUGUGGCCGGCAGCUCCAUGAGGCAUUUCAGGUUCCACAGCGGGGCAGGCGAUGAGAGCGCUGAUGCACGUACGUGAUCCUCCUGCAGUAGCCCCCCCCCUCCUCCCCCCCUCCCCUUACUUACAGGGAAGCACAGAAGCACAGCAUUCAGGGGACCACCUAAAAGAGAUGCCUUUUAUCCGUUCAUCCACCUGCGCCAGAUGUCCUUCACACAUAAUCUGGAAUGCUGGCAUUACCUUUUACUAAUUAAGUAAAGUUUGCAUCACAUGACCGACCUUUAUCGCUUGGUUCACCCUCCUUCCACCCCCAGCCCCCCUUUUCUCCACCACUGUGUCAGUACAACCGAUUGUUUGCACUGGUCCCACUUUAAGGCUCUUCCUGCAUAGAAUGGUUUCACUGUCUGACAAACCCCACCGGACGAAUGGCUGAAAUUUUGCAGUAUUUAAACAGCACCCUGUCUUUUUCUUCUUUUUUUUGUGAACCAAAUGCAAAAAAUUCAGGUUAAAAACAAAAGAGACCUUUUCAGUCAGCCACUGUAAAUAUUCAAUAUUAAAUAUUGUAAAAUAAAAAUGCACUGAUAUUGUUUUUUUUAAUCGUUCCUGUCUCAGAGAAGGGGGGGUGGGGGGGGUAGAGGGAGGAGCUUAUCCUCGAUGGUCUCACUGUGCUUCAUUGGGGUCAGAAGAGCAGCCAGCCUGUUUGAACAGCAGAGCUGUGAAAUUCUAUGUCCCACUAACAUUCCGGUCAUCCGAGCCAGAGACACUUUUUAUGCUUGAAAAGGUUUUUUUUUUUGUUUUGUUUUGUUUUCAGUGUCCUUUGUCCCAAACCAAAUGCUGGAAGCGAUCACGUUCCAGGUCAAUAACCGUGGGCCACGCGUUAACGUUUCGUUUUUCAUGGUCAUUGUUGUGAAAGUUAUGCGCAGAAGACCUGAGAGUUUUACAAAAGAAGGGAAAAAGAUAUUUUUCUAAAUUUACUAUUUAUUUUAUUUUGCUUUAUUUCGUUGUUUUGGGGGUUGAGGUUAAUUUAAUCCAUUUGAACCUUUAGAAUAAAAUUGAAAACAACUGUUGAAA